AUGCGGGAUGCAGAGGGAGCCGUCGUGGGCCGGCGGGUGGGCGGCGAGAAGGGAUGCAAAGGCAGGUACCAGGCGGUGCCCGCAGCCUGCCGGGCCCCCCUGAAAGCCCCAGGGGAGCUGGGGUGCCCGCUGGCAGCACCCCUGGGCAGCCUAUGGGAGCACGGGGUCCCCGAGCUCCCCGAUCCCCUGGGAACGAGCAAGAGCAAGAGCAAGAAGCGGAGGAACAGGACGACCUUCAGCACCUUCCAGCUGGAGGAGCUGGAGAAGGUCUUCCAGAAGACGCAUUACCCCGACGUCUACGCCCGCGAGCAGCUGGCACUGCGGACGGACCUGACCGAAGCCAGGGUGCAGGUCUGGUUCCAGAACCGACGGGCCAAGUGGCGGAAACGGGAACGUUACGGGAAAAUCCAGGAGGUGAGAGACGAUGCCGCAGCUCCCUGCCCCAACCCUGUGCCCCAGCUGCAGAACAACCUGUGGCCCUGCUCUGGCCCCGGGAGCCCUGCGGGGCUCCUGUCCCCCGAGAGCAUCCUUUCCCCCUGCAUGACUUCGUACCCCCACGCUCACAGCAACAUCGCCGGCUUCAUGGGCAUCCCCGCUUCUCCCGAUCGAUAA
Messenger RNA from Aptenodytes forsteri (emperor penguin), 612 nucleotides. RefSeq names its product ALX homeobox 3 (gene ALX3). The record is from RefSeq and is a predicted model, not a curated record. Gene Ontology annotation, biological process: regulation of transcription by RNA polymerase II. Bases 1 to 612 code for a protein of 203 amino acids. Gene Ontology annotation, molecular function: RNA polymerase II transcription regulatory region sequence-specific DNA binding; DNA-binding transcription factor activity, RNA polymerase II-specific. Lineage: Eukaryota; Metazoa; Chordata; Aves; Sphenisciformes; Spheniscidae. The transcript is spliced from 5 exons.